Molecule: messenger RNA, 1946 nt
Organism: Helianthus annuus (common sunflower)
Lineage: Eukaryota; Viridiplantae; Streptophyta; Magnoliopsida; Asterales; Asteraceae
Product: probable potassium transporter 9
Biological process (GO): potassium ion transmembrane transport; proteolysis
Cellular component (GO): plasma membrane
Molecular function (GO): potassium ion transmembrane transporter activity; serine-type carboxypeptidase activity
Source: RefSeq, a predicted model, not a curated record
AUCCUUUUCCUCAUUCCUUAGCCAUUUUGUUAAAGCAAUACGGAAACUCCAAUAAUUUCUCAAUCAAUUGAAAUCUUCUCCAAUACUCUUCAAUCAAUCUUUAAAACCUCAUUUAAAUUUCAUAUAUCUUGCGUGUUCCAUCGUUCCAUCUCUCUGUUGAUGUAUCUUAUGUUUUCAAUUUCAAACAAUAGCUAAUGAUUCUAUGAUGAUUCUUCGACUGCCUUGCUGCUCCUCCGAAGAUCUCCAAUCUCUUCCAGCUGGGAUUUGCGGUUCACGCUUAGUGGCUUUUGAGUCAAUUAACGAAACCUGUGAAUUAUGGAUGUUGAGAAUGAAAAUUGCUGGGAAAAAUCUAAGAAGGAUUCAUGGAGGAUGACACGGCUAUUAGCUUAUCAAAGUCUCAGUGUAGUCUACGGUGACCUCAGCAGGUCUCCGCUUUACGUUUAGCAAAGCACAUUUGCCGAAGAUAUUGAGCUCUCACAAACAAAUGAAGAGAUUUUCUGCGUACUUUCAUUCGUUUUCUGGACUUUGACACUCGUGCCGCUUUGCAAAUACGUGUUCAUAGUUCUGAGAGACGGAGACAAUGGUGAAGGUGGUACAUUUGCACUUUAUUCCUCAAUAUGACGGCAUGCUAAAGUAAGCCUGUUACCAAACAGACAGUCCUACAGACUCGUUGCUGAUGAAUCGUUAUCUACGUAUAAGUUGGAGCAAUUGCCCAAUAGGGAAUAUAAUUCGAAAGUGAGAAUGUUGCUUGAAAAGUAUAAUUUUUUGCAUACAACCUUACUUAUCUUGGUUCUUCCUGGCACUUGUAUGGUAAUCGGAGACGGAGUUCUAACUCCCGUCAUAUCGGGCUCCGAACAAUGUUUACGGCUCUUGGCCACUUCUCUUACGCUGCAAUCCAGAAAGCUUGAGGUGGCCAAUGCUUGCAAUAGCCAUUGUCGCUUCGGUUGUCAGAAGCCAAGCAAUCAUCAGCGGAACGUUCUCGAUCAUAAAACAAAGUCAAUCGCUCGGUUAUUUUCCGAGAGUAAAAGUCGUGCAUACUUCCGACAAGAUUCACGGUCAAAUCUACAUACUCGAGAUCAACUGGAUACUCAUAAUCUUAUGCAUUGCUAUCACUAUCGGUUUUCGAUACAUCAAGCACAUGGGAAAUGCAUCAGUUUCAUUGCAGGAUUGGCAGAAAUGGCGGUAAUGCUGGUGACGACCUGCCUUACGUCUUUAGCAAUCAUACUUUGUUGGCAUAAACAACCAAUUAUCGCUCUUUAUUAUUUGCUAUUCUUCGGGGCAAUAGAACUACUCUACUUCUCGGCUGGAGCUGGUACAAAUUAUUAUGUUGGGUUAGGAAAUCCAGUUUUGGAGGUUGCAACUGAUUUAAACUCGCGGGCCGAGUUUUUUUGGUCUCAUGGUCUUAUAUCGGAUUCGACAUACAAAUUGUUCACUUCUGCAUGUAAUUAUUCGCGCUAUGUGAUUGAAUAUUAUAGAGAUUCGGUCUCUCCAAUAUGCGCAAAAGUUUAUAGUGAAGUAAGCCGCGAAACCAGUAGAUUCGUGGACAAAUAUGAUGUCACUCUUGAUGUUUGUAUUCCGUCGGUACUCUCACAGUCCAAGAUCAUUGUUCCUCAGCAAGUAAGCGAAAGGGUCGAUGUUUGUGUGGAAGAUGAAACCGUUAACUAUAUUAACCGAUGCGAUGUCCAUAGAGUGUUGCAUGCGCGUUUGGUUGGAGUAUGGAAAUGGGAUGUUUGUAGCAAGCGGAGGAGUUCAGAGAGAAUUGAGAGCAUGAAUGGAUAGAAUCUUUAAAUGAUGUAUGCAUGAAGCUUGGAUGUAUAGUUUUUCAUUUUUAUGUAAUCAUAUUUGAAACAUAUAAUCUGUCCUAGCUUUGGUAAUCAUAUUUGGAUAUUUGAAUAAACAAAUUUUGCUUCUUAUUUAUCCAAUUAUUCAAGGGAAAUAUAUCUUAA